Scophthalmus maximus (turbot) is the source of this 3197-nucleotide messenger RNA. RefSeq names its product adenosylhomocysteinase-like 1 (gene ahcyl1). The transcript has 17 exons. Gene Ontology annotation, biological process: L-methionine cycle. NCBI's taxonomy places the organism in Eukaryota, Metazoa, Chordata, Actinopteri, Pleuronectiformes, Scophthalmidae. Gene Ontology annotation, cellular component: cytosol. Bases 276 to 1943 code for a protein of 555 amino acids. The record is from RefSeq and is a predicted model, not a curated record.
GCCCCCCCCCCCCGGAGACGUUGCCGUCUGUGGAUGACAGCAGAGCCGUAGGACCGGAGCAAGUGUGCGUGCCUCUCUGUUAGAAAGGUGCCGAGGGCAGAACACGGCUCCAUCUCUCCCGUCCCCGUUCGUCAAGGUCGAGCGGAAGUGCCUCGGCGUCGGUUCGCUCUUUAUUCGUUUCUUUUUAAAGACACGAAGCUCAAACCCGGGGAGAAAGACACGGGCCGAGCUAACGGUCAGUCCCUCAUCACCAGCGACGGUAGCACCUGGGCGCGAUGACCGACUCGGUCGUGGACAGCAAGGCGGAGGUGAAACAGGCCACCAAGUACGUCAAAGAGACCGAGAACGUCGCGGAGAAAUACUCGGCGAUGACUGUGAGCAAGAACAGCAGCGACGUGAACAUGAACGUGGGGGAGAUGCCUUCCGCUGCGUUCACCGCAGUGCCCACACUCAAGUCCGUCAAGAAGAUCCAGUUCGCAAACACCGAGGACAAACAGGAAUUCAGUAAGUACCCCACCAAGGCCGGCCGCCGCUCUCUGUCUCGGUCCAUCUCGCAGUCCUCCACAGACAGCUACAGCUCAGCUGCGUCCUACACCGACAGCUCGGAUGAUGAAACCUCCCCCCGGGACAAAGCCCAGGUCAACACCCACGGGAGCAGCGACUUCUGUGUGAAGAACAUCAAGCAGGCAGAAUUUGGCCGCCGAGAAAUAGAGAUUGCAGAACAAGACAUGUCUGCCCUGAUCUCUUUGAGGAAGAGAGCCCAGGGGGAGAAGCCACUAGCUGGGGCGAAGAUAGUCGGCUGCACCCAUAUCACUGCUCAGACAGCAGUCCUGAUUGAGACCCUGGUAGCCCUCGGGGCCCAGUGUCGCUGGACUGCAUGUAACAUCUACUCCACUCAGAAUGAGGUGGCUGCUGCUCUCGCUGAAACAGGAGUACCUGUGUUUGCAUGGAAGGGUGAGUCAGAGGAUGACUUCUGGUGGUGCAUCGAUCGCUGUGUCAACACCGAGGGCUGGCAGGCCAAUAUGAUCCUGGAUGAUGGCGGAGACUUAACCCACUGGGUGUACAAGAAGUACCCCAGCGUCUUUAAGAAAGUCCGGGGCAUCGUGGAGGAGAGUGUCACUGGGGUGCACAGAUUGUACCAGUUGUCCAAGGCUGGCAAGCUGUGCGUCCCUGCCAUGAACGUGAACGACUCAGUAACCAAGCAGAAGUUCGACAACCUUUACUGCUGCCGUGAAUCCAUCCUGGACGGCUUGAAGAGGACCACAGAUAUUAUGUUUGGAGGCAAACAAGUCGUCGUGUGUGGUUAUGGAGAGGUGGGUAAAGGCUGCUGCACUGCUCUUAAAGCCCUGGGAGCCAUCGUGUGCAUCACUGAGAUCGACCCCAUCUGUGCCCUGCAGGCGUGCAUGGACGGUUUCAGAGUGGUCAAGCUGAGUGAGGUCAUUCGGCAGAUGGACGUGGUGAUAACUUGCACUGGCAACAAGAAUGUCGUUACCAGAGAACAGCUUGACCGCAUGAAGAACGGCUGCAUUGUCUGCAAUAUGGGACACUCCAACACGGAGAUUGAUGUGGCGAGUCUGCGCAGCCCUGAGCUGACCUGGGAGAGGGUUCGCUCUCAGGUUGACCACAUCAUCUGGCCGGAUGGAAAGAGGGUUGUCCUGCUGGCUGAGGGUCGCCUUUUAAAUCUGAGCUGCUCCACCGUGCCUACGUUUGUGUUGUCCAUCACUGCUACAACUCAGGCUCUGGCCCUGAUUGAGUUAUUCAACGCUCCAGAGGGACGUUACAAACAGGAUGUGUACCUCCUGCCCAAGAAGAUGGAUGAGUACGUGGCUAGUUUGCACCUACCAAACUUUGACGCGCACCUCACGGAGCUGUCUGACGAGCAGGCCAAGUACAUGGGCCUCAACAAGAACGGCCCCUUCAAACCAAAUUACUACAGGUAUUAAUGAAAGUGUCUGAUGGUAUGAUCCUCAAAACACUUUUGCCCUGGGAUGAACAGAGAUAUCUAUUUUAUUUUCUAAAUUGCUACAAAAAGGAGGAAUUAUUUUACUUAUGCUGAAUGUAACUUAUUAAUAGCACUUCAGACAUAGUGUUACAUGUGGAAAAUAAGAGUAAUACAUGUAGGAAACAUAUAUAUAUACAUUUUACAUGUGUUUAAAACAAGGCCUGCUUGCAUGCUUUCAUGUCUAUGUACUUAUUUAGUUACUACUGCUCAUGUUACUAGAUCACAGAGUUGUUGAUUUGUUUGUAACCUUAUGUACGCACAGUGCCAAAUAAUGGCCGGAAGAAUGGAACAGAAGAUAACACUUUUGUUUUGUCAGUCAAUGGCACUAAGAUUUUAUUAGAACAUUUCAUGGGCCAGAGUUUAGGCUGAGCCACGAACAACUCUGUAUCACGAUGUAUAUUCUUUUAGGAAUAUUUUUGUUUUAUAUGAGUGAAAUAAGCUCUUUGAAUGGUAUCUGCAAUACAUGCCCUAAAAGGUAACACCCAGCAAAGCACAGGGAUGAAAUACAGUAUAACAUGUGUUAUAUAAAUAACACCGUCCAAUGUUGUUUAUUCUAAGAAAUAAUAAUAGCCUCUAAAUGGCUGGAGUCCAUUUUAAAUUCCUGACUCGUGCUUUUGGCAUUCAAUGCUCAAGUGAUCUUGAAACACUCAGAGCUUCUUAACAACCACAAAGCAAAGAGAUGUUUAAACUGCUAAGAACAGAUUACGAUAUUAUUGUUGUUGUUGUUGUUAUUUUUAUUAUUAUUAUUUUGAUGUAUUCAUUCUUCAAAAAGAAUUCAGAAGAAGUGGAGAAGGUGGCCAGUUGAACUUCCCUCAUUCCAUACCAUGUUUCCGUUUUAGUGUUUUGACUGGAUAAUAUCUUUAAGGCCAUGGUAUGAAUGUGCCUUUUAAAUAAUUUACAAGUAAGCUGUACAAAAGUACAAAACUGAGUUAAUUAAAUGAACAUUCCUAUUUUAUAUAAACCUACUACUCCUAACAUUGUAUGUCUUCCUUCCACUGCUCCUGCUAUUAAGCUACAUGUUGAGAAAAAAAUAAUCAGAGACUUUAUGUAUGCCUCAUUAUUGUCACUGUCUUAAUUUAGAUCCAGUGGGGUCGCCUAAACGAAUAUUUCAUGUGAUCAAAAUGCACAAGUAUACACUAUGUAUGUAAAAGAAUGCAUUCAAUCAGCAAUAAAGCAAGUAAUUUUAACAAAUAAA